This is a messenger RNA of Schistosoma bovis, 7475 nucleotides long. Lineage: Eukaryota; Metazoa; Platyhelminthes; Trematoda; Strigeidida; Schistosomatidae. The record is from the annotation of a GenBank genome assembly.
CCUCCUAUGAAAAAAUGCGUGUACUGUGUUCCAAUAAAACUGCUUUUAACUUAUUUUGUUGUGUACUAACUAGUAUAGUUGACAUUUUUAAAGAUAAAGUAUGGUAACGAGAGAAAAACAAAAGAAAAGAAAAAGAUAUCUGAAGAUAUAAACUUGAAUGUUUAUUUCUAUUAAGGAAAAAAUAGUCCGAAUAUUUAGAGAGUGCUGAAGAUAAUGAGUGAUUAUAUAUAUACUUAAAAUUUUAUGGGAUACAAUGUCCAAUGUUUAUAAAUCUCAAUAUCGUCAUCUAAAUUACAACUUGUAAAGUUAUCUUCUUUUAUAUAUCAUGUACAUGCUUCUUAUAUAAAAAAAGAGAUUGUAUAUCAUAUAGUAUAAAUUAAGUACUCAUUCUAUUCAUUAUGUAUAUCUGAGGAUUUACUACAUACUCUAUGUACUACAUUACAGUUUUCCUAGAGUACAGUUACAUACAAAACAAAUGAUAUAAAUUAAAUCAGUUCAAAUCCUACUACUUACAAAACUACAUGUAUAUUCAAAUUUUAUGAUAUAACUUACUACUUAUCUAAUUGAAUAAAUGAUAUCUAGUGAUGGAAAAGAUUGUUAAUGAUAAUCAACAAAUUCUCUGUAAAUAAAUUAGGGAUUAUUUCUUUUAAGGAUAAAGUAUGAUUUCAUUUUAAAAGAAAGAAACUUAACAAAUCAUGGUUAACUUCGAAAUGAAAUACAACAUGUAUUUUUCAUUGUCCGUUUCAAUGAGGAUAUUCAUUUAUAUUUUAUUUUUGUUUGAUGGACUUAUAUCUCAAAGAACUUCUUCCUUACCUAAAUCUCCAUCCCUUUUUGUCGAUCAAUCUGGUCCAUGUACUCCUGAAGAAGAAGCAAAGAAAUCACAAUGUCUACGAGAAUUACCAGCUGAACGAUAUGAAGUACUUGAAGGUGAAACAGUUUUAAUGCGGUGUCGUGUAGCUAAUCAAAGGGGGAAAGCACAGUGGCGUGCUAGAAACUUUUUAUUAGGUUACAAAAGAAAUAUUCCGGAUUGGCCAAGAUAUUCGUUACAAGGCGAUUCAGGUCAAGGUGUACAUGAUUUACUAAUUCAAAAUGUUAGUCGUGAAGAUGCUGGAGUAUAUGAAUGUCAAGUUUCACCUGUUGCUGGACAAAAUCCACUUCGACGUCAAACCCUAUUAGUUAUACUAGUAAAACCGAAAAUACCCAAUAUUGUGACUUUACCGGGUGUACCACAACCAUCAGCCAAUGGACAAUUGAUUGUAGCUUUUGAUUCCAAUAAAACGAAUCCCAUGAAUAACAAUCCAUUAAAAUUAAUUUGUCAAGCGAAAGGCGGUUAUCCUACACCGAAGUUUGAAUGGUUUCAUAAUGGAAACCUUAUUUCAGCAUCAGGAGAUUUAGAUGAAUUACAGAAUGUCAAUGAAGAAAUACAUUCACAAAAAAUAACUAAAGAUCAGUUUGAAUUGGAAAUUGAUAAAACAAAACUUUCAACUCGAGAUCGUAUUGUGUGCCUAGUCAGUAACAAAGCAACAAUGCGUUCAAAUCACCUAUAUGAACAAAAGCUUAGAGCUGAAGUUAUGAUUGUUAUCCACUCUUUACCAGGUGAUCCAGAAAUUAUUGACUGGGAUAAAUUCACAAAUGAAUCUACAAGCUUACUUGUUGGUUCAACAGUUGAAGUUACAUGUAGAGUAACUCCACCUGGAAAUCCUCCUGGUCAAGUUGUAUGGCGCUUCGAAAAUCCUUAUUCUAAUAUGAACCUAGAUCAGUUAAACGUUUUUAGAAAUGAUUUACAAAUACCAUCAAUAAAGAAUGUUAUUUCUAUUACGAAUGAAAAUGUAAUCAACCAAAUUACAGAUGAAAAAAUCUUGAGCCGACUAAAAAUUACAAAUCUUAAUUCAACAAUGCACGGUUUAGAUUUAGUGUGUGCUGUUCGACAUCAAGUUGGCCCAGAGAAAACAACAAGGAAACGAAUCUGGAUUCGACAUGGUCCGCAGCAUGUCAAUAUACAUGGUCCUUAUGAAAGAAUAACUGAACUGAAACAAAAAGUAAAUGUUUAUGAUAAAUUAGAGAGAGCAGAUAAUAAAAGCACAGUGACUACUGUAAAUAUACAAAAAUUGUAUGUUUAUUUAGACAGACCACAGUAUUUAUCAUGUGUUACUGAUGAGUAUUAUGGACAGGUUGAGAUUAAAUGGCGGGGUAAAUUACAUAACAGUGAAAAUUGGGAAGUUAUUACUCCAGUCGAAUCAUUUCCACGUAAUGAACCUGAUGCAUUAAAUAAUUUUAAUAUAAUUCAGGCAUCAAUUAUACAACUGGUUACAACAAAUCAAAAACGAAAUGCUUUAAUGUGGACAGAAAUAGAAUGCAGUGCUUUACCAAGUUAUUUCAGAGAAGAAAAUAAAAAAAUUAUAUCGAACAAGGUCAAUCUGGAAAUGUAUACCAUCCCUCGCAUUCCGACAAUUACGGGAUAUAAGGAAGGCACAUUAUUGGCAGAUGGCACUAUACUAACACUUCACUGCACAGGAGAACAAGGAAAUCCUCCGGGAAAACUAGUUUGGACUCAAGUAUUAAAAGGUACCAAUGAAAGUGAAUUAAUUGAUGAGUCAAAUAUUAUUCAACAAAAUCAAUCGAACAAAUAUCCUGAUGGAAUGAUUUAUUCAAUAUUAAAUAUUAAUCUGACAAAAUCAUAUGAUGGAGCAAUUUUUAGAUGUGGAACUGUGAAUCCUGGUUACGGAUAUUCGGAUGCACAAUUCAGUUUACCAGUAGAAAUUGGUGUAUCCUAUUCAGCAACAGUUUUAAAUAUUAGUGUCAUAAGUGGAACUGGACAAAUGAUAGCACGAUCAAAAUUACGUGAUGAACUUCAAACUAUUUUAAGUUAUUAUAAAUCAAAAUACAAUGUUGAACAUAUUCCAAUAGUCCAAGCAAAAGCUGGUCAUGCACUUAAACUAAUGUGUCAAGUUGAAAUGUCAAAUCCAAAACCUGAACUAGAAUGGCAACUUCAUCAUUGUUCACCUGUUCAAUUUGCAUCAAUUAUGAGAGGAAUUAACGAUACAAUCAACGAUAUGAAAUCACAAAAUGAUCCAUAUGAUGCAUUUUUUAAAAGCUGUCAGAAUAUUCACUUAACAGGUAGUAAAAUGGAAGAAACGAUAAGUGAGUCAGGCAAACAUCACAUCUUAAAUAGCCAUUUGGAACUUCCUAUAAAUAUAUCACAUGAUGGAGAUUUAAUUGAAUGUUUAAUAAGAAAACAUCCAAUUGAUUAUACUAACAGUUCUGUUCAUUUACAAUCAUUCGAUAAAUACACAUUGUCUAAACCUUAUUAUCAAAAUACACAUUCACAAGCCCUUACACUUUUAAAUUCACAUAUUUUACUUUCUAUUCAAUUUCCACCGAUAUUUUUAACUUUAGCAAAACAAUUGAAUUGGCCUGUAGAGUUGAAUUCAUCAAAUAAUAAUGAACAAUUUUUACCACAUAUUGUGGUUGAAGGUGGAUCACUUGAUUUAGAUUUAGAGCCUAUUUCUAAUCCAUCAUUAAGUAAAACAUCAUGGUUUAGAAAUGGCAUACCACUUCCAUUAUCAAAUAAUCCAAUUAAAAUAUUGAAUUCAUUCAAAAAUGAAGAAGUUAAUAAAAGUUCUAAAUCAUAUUCUAUUGAAGAUUUAAAUCAACGUUUAAUCGUACAACCAACCAAAUUAUUUAUUCAUCCGGUUAAACGAUCAGAUAUGGCCAAUUACACACUGAUUGUAACUAAUGCUCUAGGGAGUAAAGAAUUUACAUUCUUUUUAAAUGUAACUUAUGGGCCGCAAUUAAUUGGUUCCCCUUCAGUAAAUGUGACAGUUUCUGGUAAAAAGGCUGAAUUAUUUUGUCAAUCGGAAGCUAAUCCCACACCCACGACAAAUGCUGUCCGCUGGAGGCGUUUAACAAACACACUGAUUGGUUAUGAUUCCGCAGAAAAUAUCUACAGAAAUUCAAUCUCCCGAGCAUCAUUUUCUACAAAGAGUCAUACUUCUCAGGCUGAUUCAGCUGCCGGGAUUCAUUGUGAUAAAGGUGAAUGGAAUGUUGGAUUUAAAUAUUAUGCAAAGUGUUGGUCAUCAGCUCCUGGUGUAAUGACUAGUACACUUACAAUAUACGAUUUAAGUCCAAAUGAUGUUGGGCGAUAUCAGUGUAACAUGGAUAAUGGAAUCGGAUCACCAGCUGUUCGUACGAUUGAUCUUACUUAUCCAUUUGCACCAAGAAUAGUACCAGUAACAAGAUGGUCAAGAGCUGCACCCAAUAUAGUUUCAAGUAAGAAUAAAACUAUCAGUGUUACUCAAUCAACUUUAAUUUCUGAUCAACUAAUCUCUAUUGUAAAAGGAGCUCAUGCCAGAUUAACAUGUGUAAUUGCUGCAGAACCUAAUCCAGAAGUAAAUUGGUUAAGAGAACCAGCUAAUUUAACAUUAAUUGAAGGAGGUCAAUUUCAUUCAGUAGUUAAAUCUAUUCGUCCAGGAUUAUAUCAUGCAAUAUUAUAUUUGAUACAACCACAAGAAGUUGAUUUGGGUCGGUACUUUUGUAAAGUAAAAAAUUUAGUUGGCGAAGAUAUUGGUCGUGUGGAUUUAAUACGUCCGACUCAACCUGAUCUUCCAAGUUCACCGCGUCUAUUGAAUGCAACUAGUACAAGUUUAACAGUUUCUUGGACACAAGGAUUUAAUGGUGGUCCAGAACAAAAUUUCUUGUUACAUUGGCAUCCAAAUGAAGACCCAGAUCACCAUGAUAAAGUCAAUAUUAAAGAAGAUCUAGACAAUGAAGUAUUAACCUACACUAUCACUGGUCUUCAAAAAGCUACAACAUAUCGUGUGUCAGUUAGUGCUUAUAAUACAUUAACUACUACAACAUCGUUUACACCCUAUCUUUUGGCUUCUACAACUGCAUUUGAUUCACUGUCAGGAGAGGAAGCAAUGAGGGAUGAAGCCAAAGCCAAAUCAUUAAAAGAUAUUCAAAGAGGACAUUGGGAUUCAAGAUGGCGGUUAAAUUCUAAGAACUCUGAAAACUCCAUAAAUCCGGAUCCCCAAAGACGAUCAGUUCGAUCUGGUCAUGAAUUAAAUUCUCUCGAUGAUAAUGCUUUUGUGAUUAUAAUUGCAGUCUCUGUAUUCGGAUCAUUUAUUUUAAUAGCAAAUUUAUUGGUAAUAUUAAUAUUUACACGAUACAAGCGCCAAAAAAUGAAACAGGAUGAACGUAAACCAUCUGCUGCGGGGGACCUUAUGCAAAUAUACCCAGUAGAAAAUGGUUUCUCAGAAAUACACACAAAUACACAGACCAGUUUUCCAAUGUAUCCAGACGAUAUGCGUUUAAAUGCCAGUUACAUGUUGCAGUCAGUACCACAUGACCAGUUUUCACCCUUUCAAAAUGGAUGGGAACAAAUACCUUUGAAUAUAUGUCCAGAUCAAACUUCAUCUAUUAUAAGAGGAAAUCAAAUAUUUUCAAGCUCACCUCAUUCAAGCAUAAAUGCAAUGAAUAUGCAGAACUUCAACUCUCCAAAUCAUAUAGAAUUUAAUAAUCGACCUUCUAGUGAUAUAUCUAUUCAACCAUCGUCUGUUUUAAUAAAUAAUGCUGAUCAAACUACAGUGGCUUAUUUAAACCCAGAUAAUGGAACGGUAGAAGCGAUUCAAAAUAUUCAAGAUUAUCAUGACUGUUCAGAAUUUAUGCCCCCAGUAUUUCCCAAUAGUUGUUCGUCUCACAAUUACGAUACAGAACAAAAUCUGAGAAAUAUAGAGCGCCCUACACCCACUCACAGACGGCUUGUCACUGUCGGUAGAACCUUGACUGAAAAAAGUAACAGAACUAGGUCACCACAUUCUGGAGCUGCUUCAAGUGUUUCCACCAUCAGGUCGAAUGGAUAUGGAAAUACUAAUAGUUUAGAAAGGAGUCUUUCAACUUUUCAACGAUCUCAUCACUCGAACUUGCUGGGUGACUACAGACAUCUUGGUGGUGGCUUGACGUUACCUAACGGGGGCCUCGGACUAAAUAUAAUGAGUCAGAGUCCCCAUCAAAACGGACAGUUGUUUAUAUCAAACGCGAGGACUUCAGGAAGCUGGAUUCAAAAUGGAAUGACUACAAGCUUUCAUGGAGGUAAUGCUCCGUCAUGGAAGCAUUGUGUCAAUCCUCAUGCAAGCGAUGAAUACACAUCAUCAGAACAACAAGUAGCAAGAAAUUCAUACAAUUCCUUUGGACAACAAUCUGUAUCACAUCUCACGAACAGUUUUGAAUUGCCUGAUGUUCAUGUUUUCAGCAACCGGCAGCAUACACAAACGAACAAGGGUUCCGAGGUCUCAUCAUUACGUUAUUAUCAGGAAUCACCAGUGAAGUAUAUGGCACAAUUGGAAAAUAAUUGGCCACAAUCAAAUCAAAAUAACACUGACUGCAGAAAUAUGAGCAUAGAGUUUCCGUCAAAUGGAUCGACUAUACCACCACCAAAUGAUUUUCAAACUACUGGUUCCCAUAUCCCUUACAUACAAGUUAAUAGUUCCACUCCUACCGUCAAUAGACCAUAUUAUCAUAUAGCAGAUGAAAAUAAGAAUAUUAUUAACCAAGAAGGUCCUGGUGCAGAUCAUUUACACGCAACUGACCAACGUUUAGGUAUACCCAGAAACGUUUCAGACAAUAUGAUAACAAAUCAAAAUAUGGGCAACUACUCUUCAUAUGGUUGUAUUUUAUAACAAUCCGCACCCUGUUAUGUUACUUCACUACAAAAUUGUACAGUAAGAUAUUUCUAUGUAUGAACUAAAUUUAUACCUGCUAUAACAUUUAAUAGACACUUUAAAGAAGCUGUAAAUCUAUCCAAAUUUAAUCGCUCAUAGAAACUGUACAAAGAAACUAUGAAAAAUCUUUGGUCAAUAGUGACAUUAAACAGAAUCUCAUGUUAUGCACGUGCUUUGAUUUUAUAUUUUUGAAAAUGAAUCAUUUUCCUGAUUGUUCACUGUAAAUUAUGCUAUCUACCAGUACUUUAUGAAGAAACAAAAACAAAUCUUGAAUCACCUUUGUAUUCUGACAUGUUUUAUUGUUGAAUUUGACUUCUUAAACUAUGAAAACGUAACUGAUAAGAGAUUUACAAAAUUUCGUGUUAUUUUUUCUUAUCUCUUUGAUUUCAACUUCUUGAUUAACUAUUUUAAGUUCACACAUUUCAAAAUAUCACAUUAACAGAUAGCUUGUCACCACAUAUAUAAAUAUAAAUAAUCCCGGAAUCUUCACUAGUUUAUAAGUGUGAUCAGAUUAAUACAAAAGGAGAAGUUAUGUUUAAAAUCAUAAUGGUAUUUUAUUUGACUGAAUAAGAAGGACAAAGAUUUUGUCAAUGAGAAGUAUAAGAUGUACGUAAAAUUAAUGAUCAAUGGUGAUAUCGUUUUAAAAAGUAGCAAAUAGUAUACGAUAAACAUAAAUACACUGAGAGCAUAGUAUAAUUAUGACGUGUGUUUUGGAGUGAUAGACAUAAUCCCUUCAUAAAAAAAGGUAAAUUAAAC